This is a messenger RNA of Monodelphis domestica (gray short-tailed opossum), 2823 nucleotides long. It is a transcript of the gene SLC17A9, whose product is annotated as solute carrier family 17 member 9. Lineage: Eukaryota; Metazoa; Chordata; Mammalia; Didelphimorphia; Didelphidae. The record is from RefSeq and is a predicted model, not a curated record. Gene Ontology annotation, molecular function: transmembrane transporter activity. Gene Ontology annotation, cellular component: membrane. Gene Ontology annotation, biological process: ATP transport; transmembrane transport.
AGGAGCACUGGUUAGCUGGGCGUAGGGAAGGUGGAUGCUUAGGAGUUGUAGUUGGCCAGCCAGCCAGCUGGCAGGGAGCCCCGCCCAACCGGACUCUGCAGCUGUGGCAGUCCGGAGGGAGACUCGUCCUGGAAACGCCCGGACAGGAAGAGCGGCUCCGACUGACACGUGGACUUGACGCGGCGCUCCUCCAGAGUCUGUCUGGCUCUCUUUGCAGACCUGACCCGCGAGAUUCUGGGGGAGUGUCAGGAGGCGGACUAGAAGGUUCGCCGCCCGAGCUGGUCUUGGGUUGGCACCUCCCGGCAUUAGCCGGCCCGCCCCCAGACUCUUUUCCCCUUCGACUCCCUGUAGAGACUGGGGUAUUGCGCAGCCUGCCUGGGUCACUCGCUGGACUGUCAGCCUGCGCCUUUGCAGUCAUGGGAAAACGGCCCCGAGUCACCCCCACAGAUGCUUAGAAGAGCUUCUCUUGCUCGUUUCCACUCUCUUGGGAACACUAUGGCUUCAGGGCAUUGCAAACUGGGGACUGCACCAGUGCAUCACCACUGUCACCAUCAGCAUCCUCUGUCGCUCCAGCCUCCGGUAGGGUCCAAAGCACCUUGUCCUGAAAAAAUUAAGAGAGAUGUCAGCGCAGAGACUUAUUGGUCCAGGCCUGAAUGCCAGGUUUGGACUGUGAUGUUACUCCUGGGGACAUGUCUUCUAUACUGUGCCCGGGUCUCUAUGCCCAUCUGUGCUGUCUCAAUGAAUGAAGAUUUUGGUUGGAACAAGAAGCAGUCUGGGAUCUUAUUGAGUAGCUUCUUUUGGGGUUACUGCCUAACUCAGAUAAUGGGAGGCCACCUUGGGGAUCGGAUUGGAGGAGACAAAGUCAUCUUGAUCUCAGCAUCAGCUUGGGGUUUCAUCACAGCUGUUACCCCAUUGCUCUCCCACAUCAGUAGUGCCCACUUGGUCUUUAUGACUCUCUCCCGAAUACUCAUGGGGCUGUUUCAAGGGGUUUAUUUUCCUGCCUUGACGAGCCUGUUGUCUCAGAAAGUCCGAGAAAGUGAGCGAGCAUUCACUUAUAGCACUGUGGGUGCAGGUUCCCAGUUUGGGACCCUGGUGAUUGGAGGAGCUGGCUCUCUCCUCUUGGAAUGGUAUGGCUGGCAGAGUGUCUUUUACUUCUCUGGUGUGUUCACUUUGAUUUGGGUCUAUUUUAUGUACAGAUACCUGCUGAGGAAAAAAGAACUUGUAAUGUCUUUGGGAAUUUUGGCAAAAGGCUUUUCCAUUUCCAAGCAGAAAAAGGUUCCCUGGAGACAGUUAUUUAGAAGACCUCCUGUGUGGGCAGUCAUAUUCGCUCAGCUCUCUUCUGCCAGUUCAUUUUUCAUCCUCCUUUCCUGGCUGCCAACCUUCUUUAAGGAAACUUUCCCCAACGCUAAGGGCUGGGUGUUCAAUGUUAUCCCCUGGCUGAUUGCAAUCCCUACCAGCGUGUUUAGUGGUUUUCUUUCGGAUCACCUCAUCAGUCAGGGCUAUAGAACCAUCACUGUGCGCAAACUGAUGCAGGUGAUGGGUUUAGGUCUGUCCAGUGUGUUUGCUUUGUGUUUGGGUCACACGAGGAGCUUUUGUAAAUCUAUUAUAUUUGCAUCAGCUUCUAUUGGACUCCAGACCUUUAACCACAGUGGAAUUUCAGUUAACAUUCAGGACCUGGCCCCAUCCUGUGCUGGCUUUUUAUUUGGUGUAGCAAACACAGCUGGAGCCUUGGCUGGUGUUGUUGGGGUGUGCAUGGGAGGAUAUCUGAUUGAAACCACUGGCUCCUGGACUUCAGUUUUCAAUCUUGUGGCCAUCAUAAGUAAUCUAGGACUGUGUAUGUUCCUGGUAUUUGGAGAAGCCCAGAGGGUGGAUUUCAGCUCUGCCUAUGAAGAACUUUAACUUUUGAGCCUCCUGCUGGAAGCUGACCACUCAAUCAACAAAGAGUUGCAUUUCCAUGUGAUUGUUCAUGGGGAAAAGAUAGCCAGUUUUCUAAGGGAAAAGGUUGGUUCCACUGAUGAGGAAAACCAAAUGCAAGUGAAAAACUUUGUGGCACUGUUUAUCAGGUGUGAAAUCCCUGGGGGUAAGGAUCUCUGGGGAGCUUUCCCACUAUUUCCUAGACAUACAGUUGUCUGAACAACUCUGUUCAUGUCAGUAGAAGAGUAUAUCAGCUGUGAGUCCUGUUUGAGCCUGUGGAUUCAAAACACACGUGUUCUUGCUCUCUCUCCCUCAGCAACUCUGUAUGUUCUUACUUUGCAUUCUGAGAAUGCUGUAGACAUUCUAGUUAAGCCAUGGCUAGUUGGCAGCUGGCUGUGGGAUUCCUCUGCAGUAGGGGAUCCAUAGGACUUUGAGUACUACCCAAUUAGAUGCCAAAUUUUUUUGAGCUGGAUAGUCUUCUUUCAUUGCAAGGGAAAGCUAGCCAGCUUUGCCCCAGAGAAGCAAUGUUGUCUAAGGAGUCCAAGAGAUAGCAGUAGAAAUUCUGCCUGCUUAUAAAGCCUUGGGAAAGACAUUGUUUAUCUCUGUGCCACAGUUACCCCAUGUGUAAAAUGGAAAUAAUAAUAGCCAUGCUGCCCAUUUCUACCUCAAAAAGCUAUUAUGAGGCUUCUGAGAUCACAGUGGGAGGCAUGCUUUAAGUUCUUUUGAGUAAAAGUGGUUAUUAAUGGAACUCUUUGUUAAUCAACUAGUGUGCUGGUUAACCUCAUGACUGGAGAAUCCAUGACAUUUUUCCAGAUGUUCACUGAGUCUUCUUUGAAGAAAAAGGCAACAUAUUUAAACCAGACAGAAUUUUAUUUAAAUGAUGGUCAUUAAAAGAUUAGUAAAAAUUAA